Messenger RNA from Grus americana (Whooping crane), 2135 nucleotides. It is a transcript of the gene LRCH4, whose product is annotated as leucine rich repeats and calponin homology domain containing 4. Lineage: Eukaryota; Metazoa; Chordata; Aves; Gruiformes; Gruidae. The transcript has 18 exons. Gene Ontology annotation, molecular function: protein binding. The coding region runs from base 25 to 1914 and encodes 629 amino acids. The record is from RefSeq and is a predicted model, not a curated record.
CCCCCCCGCCGCCGAGGCCCCGCGAUGGCGGGGGGCGAAGCGGGGACCAUGACGGCGGAACUACUUCUACCGCCGCUACCUCCAUCGCCGCCUCCCGGAGGAGCCGGUACGGAACGCGCUCUGGAAGAAGCAGCGGCCUCCGGUACCCUCAGCCUGGCUGGCCGCCGCCUUCGCGCUUUCCCGGUAGCCGCGGCGCGGCGGUGGGACCUCAGCGAUACCACGCAGGCCGACCUUUCCCGUAACCGUUUUGGGGAGGUGCCGGAGGCCGCCUGUCGCCUGGUUUCCCUCGAGGGGCUCAGCCUCUACCACAACUGCCUGCGCAGCGUCUCCCCCGCCAUCGCCAACCUCCAGGCCCUCGCCCACCUCGACCUCAGUCGCAAUCAGCUGACCUCGCUGCCCGCCUGCCUCUGCCUCCUGCCCCUCCGCGUCCUCAACGCCAGCAACAACCGGCUGGCGCAGCUCCCCGAAAACAUCGGGGCGCUCAGCGCCCUGCGGCAGCUGGAUGUCAGUUGUAACGAGCUGCGGGCGCUGCCGGCCGGCGUGGGGCAGCUGAAAUCUCUGCGGGAUCUCAACCUCCGCCGCAACCAGCUCACCGUGCUGCCCACAGAGCUGUCGGAGCUGCCCCUCGUCCGUCUCGACUUCUCCUGCAACCGGGUGGUCGCCAUUCCCCGCUGCUACCGGCGUCUCCGGCACCUCCAAAUCAUCCUGGCUGAUAACAACCCCCUCCAGUCUCCCCCUGCCCAGGUCUGCCUGAAGGGCAGAGUCCACAUCUUCAAGUACCUCCACCUCGAAGCUGAGGCUGCCACCGCCACCCGGCCUCCCACCACAUGCCUCACGGACGAGCUCUGCCCCCUCCGGCAGCGCGGGGGGUUGGACUCCGGCUUCAACAGCGUCGACAGCGGCAGCAAGCGGUGGUCCGGCAACGAGUUUCAGUCUACGGAUGAGUUUUCGGAGCUGCCCCGGCAGCACAGGGAGAAGCGCAGCGGGGCAGGACCUGAUGUCACCCCUUGGGGACCUGACGUCACCCCCACUCUCCCCACGGCCGGCGACAGCGACCCUGAGCAGGUCGACUUCAUCGAGGGCAGCCUGACCGGGGAGGAGGAGGAGGAGACCCCGCUUGAGGAGCAGCAGGACUCGGCCCUGAGAGGUGACGCUAUGGAGAAAGUGCCUGGUGGCAGGGUGGUCCCUGUCCCCUGGCAGGGGGAGGGGGCUGGGGAGGGGCGGCGGCGCCCCGAGAUCCUGCAGCUCUGGCAGGAGAGGGAGAGGAGGCAGCAGGCGAGGAGGAGCCGGGGGCUGGAGCAGAGGGACAGCUUCCUGCGAGCGGCUGCCAAAGCCCCCCCGGCCCUGGCUGCUCCCCCCAGUGCCCAGCCGGAGCCCGGCACCGUCUCGCCGCGACAGCAGACGACGAUGGCAGGCCCAGACGAAGCCCCCGCCCCCCCCUCGGCCCCCCACGCCACCCCCAAACCCUCCAGCUUCCUCUUCCGCUCCUCCUCCCGCAGCGCUGUCACCAAACCAGCCCCCCCAUCCCACAACGCCCCCCCGGACCCCGACGAGCGGGAGCUGAUCGCCGAGAUGCGCCAGAGCAUCGAAUCGCUGCUGCAGCUGCGGCUGCCGGAGGAGCUGGGGGAAGCGCUGAGCGACGGGGAGCUGCUCUGCCGCCUGGCCAACCGCCUGCGCCCCCGCCUCGUCCCCUUCAUCCACGUCCCCUCACCUGCCGCCCCCAAGCUGAGCCCUGCCAACAGCCGCAGGAACGUGGAGAGUUUCCUGGACGCUUGCCGGCGCGUGGGGGUCCCCGAGGUGAAGCCGCCCCCUCCCCGGCGUCCCCCCCCCGGGCUCCUCGCUGGCUUCGCCCUCUUCUACGGCCUCGUCAUGGCGUUGCUUUACACGGCUUAUCGCGCUCUCUUCGGCUGCUGAGGCGGGGGGGGGUCCCCAUGAUUUAGGGAACCCCCCCCAACCCUGGGGGGAGCCCCCCCCCCCCCCAAAGCUGCCCCCCCCCUCCCCGCCUUACCCCCUCCUCUCUCUCUUUGUGCCUUAAUGUUGGGGAAACUGAGGCAGGGAUGGGGGGGUGGGGGGGCUGAACCCCCUUUACCCCCCCCCCGGGGGGGUGAUACCCCCUCCUUUAAUUAUUAUUAUUA